Messenger RNA from Caenorhabditis angaria, 786 nucleotides. The record is from the annotation of a GenBank genome assembly. NCBI's taxonomy places the organism in Eukaryota, Metazoa, Nematoda, Chromadorea, Rhabditida, Rhabditidae.
AUGAAACUUUUCUCAAUGUUUUUGUUAUGUGGAAAUAGGCUAACUAGUGUUACAAUGCCAGUGAAACAUUCAUAUGUGAGUUUGGAAAUUUUCAGAAAAUCUCCAGACGUUCACAGAACUCUGGGACCUAAAUAAUUAUUUUUUUGAAAUCACCAAGCUAAAGAUUCUUCUCUGUCUUUUCAGUUCUGGAAACGUCACAUCCACCACUUCAUAAUUGCUCAGAUUAUACUCUCUGCCAUAUCUUCCACCCCAGUUUUCUCCGGACGCUCCUACGCUUUCACCUAUCUCAACCAAGGCCAGGUCACCUACAUCCACACAAUCCCAUAUUUUCGAACUUCAUAUUUCCGCCUAUUUUUCCUGAUCCCUGGAAUAUUCUUUUUGAUUUUCUCGAAUAUUUUGAUCAUCCGAAAAAUUUCAAAAAUCUCUGGGGAUAUGGAAAAAAUGCAAAAACUCAUGACAAUCUCCACAAUUUUCAUGUCAAUUGGCUCAAUUCUAGCCAUCUUCCUGUCAUUUGUGACAGUUGCUGUAACUCCAGAAGACCUUCAGAAUAUGAAUCAAGGAGUUGGGGAAUUCUUAUUGCUUGUGACGCAAAUUGGCAGAGAUUUUGAGUUGAUUUGGUGAGUCUUGUGAUUUUUAAUAAUUUUUUUUCAAAAAUAAUUUUAACAUAGUGGCCCGAUAAUUUUAUUGAUUAUGGUUGGGAAGAAUCGAAAGACCUUGCUGUUCCGGAAAAGGAUUUCAAAUGGCAGUUCGAAUAGUCGAACGGUGCAAUCGGAUUUGAGGGUUUAG